Molecule: messenger RNA, 264 nt
Organism: Haliaeetus leucocephalus (bald eagle)
Lineage: Eukaryota; Metazoa; Chordata; Aves; Accipitriformes; Accipitridae
Gene: PDE6G
Product: phosphodiesterase 6G, cGMP-specific, rod, gamma
Exons: 3
Coding region: 1-264 (87 amino acids)
Biological process (GO): positive regulation of epidermal growth factor receptor signaling pathway; positive regulation of G protein-coupled receptor signaling pathway; visual perception
Cellular component (GO): photoreceptor outer segment membrane
Molecular function (GO): 3',5'-cyclic-nucleotide phosphodiesterase activity; cGMP binding
Source: RefSeq, a predicted model, not a curated record
AUGAGCCUGGAGCCCCCCAAGCCAGAGAUCAAAUCAGUCACGAGGGUGACUGGGGGACCCGCCACCCCGCGGAAGGGACCACCCAAAUUCAAGCAGAGGCAGACGAGGCAGUUCAAAAGCAAGCCCCCCAAAAAGGGGGUGCAGGGGUUCGGCGACGACAUCCCAGGCAUGGAAGGGCUGGGAACAGACAUCACCGUCAUCUGUCCCUGGGAAGCCUUCAGCCACCUGGAGCUGCACGAGCUGGCCCAGUAUGGCAUCAUCUAG